AUGUUCGCUUUGAGGCUCGCAUUCGUCCUGGGUGUUCUGCUUCUAACGCUUGAAUAUUUCGUGCCGCUGCUGCUCGACCGCUCACCCUCGGCCCGUGUCGAGUCUGCGCCAAACGUCGCUCGGCCUACGCCAAAGGACGCGAAGCCUCUCUCCUCCAUCUCAUCAGACAUUGCGUCGGACACCGUCCCAAUGAGUGCCGCGUCAUCGGCUUCUUCUAUCCGCAGGAUGGCUCCGCUGGUCAUGCCCGCCGUAGGCCGCCAUACUGCCACCGUCAUCUUCGUCCAUGGCCUGGGCGACACGGGGCACGGCUGGGUCGAGCCCGUCAACUUCUGGAGGACACGUCAGUCGAUGAAUGAGAUCAAGUUCAUUCUGCCGCAUGCGCCCCAUAUUCCCAUCACCAUGAAUGGCGGCAUGCCGAUGCCAGGAUGGUUUGACAUUAAAACUCUGACCAAGGGUGCGGACGAGGAUGGCCCCGGCGUUCUCCAAUCUCGCGAGUACCUGCAUGGCCUCAUCCAGCAGGAGAUCAGGGACGGCAUUCCCGCCGACCGCAUCGUCCUCGGUGGCUUCUCCCAGGGCGGCGCCAUGAGCAUCUUUUCCGGCCUCACGGCCCCAGUCAAGAUUGGCGGCAUCGUCGGCCUCUCGUCGUGGCUUCUGCUCAGCCAGAAAUUCAAGGACCACGUCCCCAGCGGCAAUGUCAACGGGGACACCCCUAUUUUCAUGGGCCACGGCGACCGUGAUCCCCUUGUCCUUUACGAUCUUGCCAAGGAAAGCGAAAAGGCCUUGACCGCCAUGGGCUACAGCGUCACUUUCAAGACAUACAGGGGGAUGCUCCAUCAGGCCUGGCCGGAGGAGCUCAACGACGUCGAGGCGUUCCUCGGCAGCAGACUUCCCCCGAAAGGACAGUGA
Metarhizium album ARSEF 1941 is the source of this 906-nucleotide messenger RNA. Its product is annotated as lysophospholipase. Gene Ontology annotation, cellular component: cytoplasm. The record is from RefSeq and is a predicted model, not a curated record. The coding region runs from base 1 to 906 and encodes 301 amino acids. The transcript has 4 exons. Lineage: Eukaryota; Fungi; Ascomycota; Sordariomycetes; Hypocreales; Clavicipitaceae. Gene Ontology annotation, molecular function: palmitoyl-(protein) hydrolase activity; carboxylic ester hydrolase activity. Gene Ontology annotation, biological process: protein depalmitoylation.